CGGUCCGGGCCGUGACGUAGCCGUGACGUCAGGCCGCCUCAGAGCGUCGCAUCAUGUCGGCCGCUGCAGUGAAGAGGAGCCCGGGAGCGCUGGCCACGGCCUACCUGCUGCUCUACAACGUCGUCAUGACGGCAGGGUGGUUGGUGAUAGCUGUGGGUCUGGUCAGAGCGUACCUGGCCAGAGGAAGCUACCACGGCCUGUACUACUCCAUAGAGAAGCCUCUGAAGUUCUUUCAGACUGGAGCCAUUCUGGAGAUCGUUCACUGUGCUGCCGGAAUCGUUCCGUCCUCCGUGGUCCUGACUGGGUUCCAGGUCAUGUCCCGGGUCUUCCUCACCUGGGCCGUCACACACAGCGUCAGGGAGGUGCAGAGUGAGGACAGCGUGCUGCUGUUCGUCGCGGCCUGGACCGUCACGGAGAUCAUCCGCUACUCCUUCUACACCUUCAGCCUCCUCAACCACCUGCCGUACCUCAUCAAAUGGGCGAGGUACACCUUCUUCUUCGCUCUGUAUCCGAUGGGAGUGACCGGAGAGCUGCUGACCAUCUACGCAGCGCUGCCGUACGUCCAGAAGACGGGCCUCUACUCCGUCACUCUGCCCAACAAGUACAACUUCUCCUUCGACUACUACUCCUUCCUCAUCCUCGUCAUGAUCUCCUACAUCCCCCUCUUCCCCCAGCUCUACUUCCACAUGAUCCGGCAGAGGAAGAAGGUUCUGGGCCACGUGGAGGACUACAGCAAAGUGGAGUGAGCCCUGCAGAAUCCUGACGGGUCUGACGGAGGAGGAGAAGAAACCAAAACAACCGACAGAAGAGGAACAAAAUCACGUCUGCUUACAGAAACACCCGCCGGGUUUUCAGAACCGGCAGGCGAUUCUAAUUAUUGAGCAACUUUAUUUUUUUUCUCCAGCUGUUGUCCGGGUUGAUGAACGAACUGGUGUUUUAUUUGGUUUUGUAGUUGUUUUUAUUUAUGAACAAUAGUUUAGUCAGGGAGCGUGCAGCAGAACUCGGUUCGAACCGAUCGCACUGAUAGAAUCAAUAAAUAAUUUUCAUGUCACCAUAGAGAUAGAUUUCCCCCGUGGCUCAGCCUGUAGAGAGAAUAAAAACACUAGUACUGAGACUAGGUCGUAGGUUUGACAUCUUCAGUGUUUUGGUCCAGAUUUGUUUUGUCUUCUUUCAUUCAUUUCAGUCAGAAGUCUGAUUACAUUCCUGAUUAAGUUCAAUAAACCUUUUUCAUUCUGUG
Messenger RNA from Anoplopoma fimbria (sablefish), 1237 nucleotides. It is a transcript of the gene hacd2, whose product is annotated as 3-hydroxyacyl-CoA dehydratase 2. The record is from RefSeq and is a predicted model, not a curated record. The transcript is spliced from 7 exons. NCBI's taxonomy places the organism in Eukaryota, Metazoa, Chordata, Actinopteri, Perciformes, Anoplopomatidae. Gene Ontology annotation, cellular component: endoplasmic reticulum membrane. Bases 54 to 746 code for a protein of 230 amino acids. Gene Ontology annotation, molecular function: 3-hydroxyacyl-CoA dehydratase activity. Gene Ontology annotation, biological process: sphingolipid biosynthetic process; fatty acid elongation; very long-chain fatty acid biosynthetic process.